GUGGAACCCGCGACGCCGCCGGACGCGACGCCGCCGGACAACUACCACGACAACGACCACCACAACUACAACACCGAUGUGGUUGACGCCUCUUGCGGAUGAACUCCACGAGCUCAAGAGCUUCGCGUACGAAAUCAAAGCCCACCUCGAGCGGCUGGAGAACGCGACAGCCCUGCUGCAACGCGAGGCUGUCCGCUCGGAUGAUGAGGGCGCUGCCGAGGUCUCAGCAGAGAUUGAGGAACAUGAGGAAGACUACAUCGAUGAGGAGAACGCGGCUGAUAGGUGGAACCCGCGACGCCGCCGGACGCGACGCCGCCGGACGACAACAACGACAACGACCACCACAACUACGAUUCCGUUGUGGUUUGCGUCUCUUGCACAAGAAGUCCACGACCUCAAAAGCUUCGUCUACGAGAUCAAGGCACACAUCGAGCGGCUUGAGAACGCGACGGGAUCAUGA
Messenger RNA from Symbiodinium pilosum, 460 nucleotides. The record is from the annotation of a GenBank genome assembly. Lineage: Eukaryota; Dinophyceae; Suessiales; Symbiodiniaceae.